Molecule: messenger RNA, 3292 nt
Organism: Nestor notabilis (Kea)
Lineage: Eukaryota; Metazoa; Chordata; Aves; Psittaciformes; Psittacidae
Product: regulator of G-protein signaling 12-like
Exons: 16
Coding region: 683-3292 (869 amino acids)
Biological process (GO): signal transduction
Molecular function (GO): GTPase activator activity
Source: RefSeq, a predicted model, not a curated record
GGCUGUGCACAGAACUGCCUUGACAUCAGUUGAGCACAGGCUCAGGAAUCAAGGAAGGAAGGGAGAAUAUCACUUGGUUUCUGGAAGGAGAAUUUUGUCCUUAGUGACAACGGGCUGCUCCUGGCUUUAACCAAAUAUGCCAGGUUUCCUUGUACUGCGGAUUUUUACAAGCAAUUUCUAGUGAUAACCACUGAAACGUUAAGCAGAAUAGACCGUUUGAGGUCCUACUUUAUUCUGGCUUGCAUUAUGUAAACCUCUGAAAAUAGUGGUUUACUAUGUAAAUAUUUCUGUAACUAAUGUUAGGGUGAUUAACUAAUGUUUUCCUGAAAACUGUCUUGGAAAUCUGUUUUUAUCGGAUACAGGACUAUCACACAAGUCAUCGUCAUUUCAUUUUCCUGAUUUGUCAUAGGAAACGUUUUAAAAUACGAUUGGAAUGAUUUAUACAAAAUGAUCUAGAUUUUCUGGUGAGAGAUAAUUGAGAUCUAAUCUGAAUCCCUGACGAACCACAGCUUCCUGCAUUGGCCUGUUGCUAUGGGUAACAUAAAGGGAGUAAAAUAGAACUUCAUACGAAAUGCCUUUAAACUUUACUGGCAUGUACAGGCAUGGAACAGGAUUGAAUUUUUUAGUUUAAUCUUUGAGAAGCUGGUGUGUUGAGGAAAUGUUUUUUCCCUAUUAAGUGAAGAUGAAUUUAGGAAAAGUACUGUUAGGAAAAAUAACUGCCGUUUCUUACGAAGAGCGGUCAGCAACUGUUUCUGAUGGAGAGCUGAAUAGUACUGAUCUAAAAGACUGCAUCAGUGAAAACAGCCUCAGUAGCAAUGCUAGUCUUCCCAGUGUUCAGAGCUGUCGACGACUUCAAGAAAGAAGAGUUGCAAGCUGGGCUGUUUCAUUUGAGCGUCUUCUUCAGGAUCCUAUUGGUGUUAAAUACUUUUCAGAAUUUCUGCGGAAAGAAUUUAGUGAAGAAAAUAUUUUAUUUUGGCAGGCCUGUGAAUAUUUUAACCAUGUACCUGCACAUGAUAAAAAGGAGCUUUCUUACAGAGCUCGGGAGAUCUUCAGUAAGUUCUUGUGUAGCAAAGCUACAACCCCGGUUAAUAUUGAUAGCCAGGCGCAGCUGGCAGAUGAUAUUCUCAAUUCUCCGCAUCCUGAUAUGUUCAAGGAACAGCAACUUCAGAUAUUUAACCUGAUGAAGUUUGAUAGCUAUACUCGCUUUCUCAAAUCCCCGCUGUACCAAGAAUGCAUCUUAGCUGAAGUCGAAGGUCGUCCUCUUCCAGAUCCGCAGCAUGUUCCCAGCAGCCCCACCUCUAAACACAGCGUCAGUUCAGAGAAGUCCAGUAUCACAACACCAAAAAAGUUAAGUGGUAAAUCAAAGUCAGGAAGAUCUUUAAAUGAAGAGUCAGGAGAGGAAGACACUGAGAAGAAAAAAAGGGGAACAUUUUUCUCAUGGUCAAGAAGUAAGAGUUUGGGGAAAUCACAGAAGAGAAGAGAAAAUGGUGAUUAUCCAAAUGAUUCUCUUCAGUCCAAUGGAUUAUCAUACAGACGGGAAUCACAAGGCUCCAUGUCAUCAACUGCUAGUCUUGACUUGUCUGAACCCUCAAGAGUACCUGCAUUUGUACCAGAUAAAGAGAAAUCCCCCAAAUACUGCUGUGUAAACCUUCCGGAUGGUUCAUCUAGCAAAAUGGCUGUUAAAUCCGGAUUCUCUAUCAAAGAGAUGCUCUCUGGGGUCUGCGAGAAACAUGGCAUUAACAUAGCUGCAGUGGACCUCUUUUUAGUUGGAGGUGAUAAGCCACUUGUAUUGCACCAAGACAGUAGCAUCCUGGAGUCUCGGGACCUACGUUUAGAAAAACGCACUUUAUUUCGCCUGGAUCUUGUUCCUAUCAAUCGAUCAGUUGGUUUGAAGGCUAAACCCACUAAACCAGUGACAGAGGUCUUAAGGCCUGUGGUUGCAAAAUAUGGUUUAAAUCUUAAUGAACUUGUGGCAAGACUAAAUGGUGAGCAGGAACCACUUGAUCUUGGUGUCCCUAUAUCUAAUCUGGAUGGUCAACGAGUUGUUCUAGAUGAAAAAGAGCCAUCGAAGGGUAGAGUGUUUACAGAUAAACAAAAAGGUGCAUCAGUAAAACAGACUGCAACUGUAACUACUUCAAGGAAUCAAGUAUUUACUGGAGAGGGAAGAAGUCUAGGAAAGUCUAAUUCUAUCAAAAUGAAAGGCGAAAAUGGAAAAAAUGCUAGGGAAGUCCGGCUGUCAAAGAGAGAAGACUCUAUUGCAAAGAUUGGGAAAAAAAAAUGUCAGAAAAUAAAUUUGGAUGAAGCAGAGGAAUUUUUUGAACUCAUAUCCAAAGCUCAAAGUAACAGAGCAGAUGACCAACGUGGACUGCUAAGGAAAGAAGAUCUUAUUCUUCCUGACUUCCUUCGUUUACCGCCCACUGGACCAGAACCAUCCUCAUCUACUCCCAUAGGCCCUAAAGGCCUCAACAGGCGAGUUUCAAAAAAUGAUGGCAAGGAUGGGUGUACAUCACCAGGUGGAAAACAGGAGUCUGUACAAAACUUUAAUGAAAAUUCAGUUAAGAAAAUGAGUUACUCAGAAAAUAAACAUAAAUCUGCUUUGACAGCACUCCACAGUCAGAAGACUUUCAGUGUUCCUUUUAAUACUGCAUUGUCUCCAAUUCCGCAUGCACAGGAAAACAAUGCAGCAAUAUGGAAAAGGCAGUCAAGAGAAUUACAAGCUGAAGGCAUACAGAUGGUAGAUGAUGAGAAUGUGGCAGACUUGACUCUUGUGGCUGAAGGAGAUAUUAGUAGCCCUAACAGCACUUUGCUACCACCGCCACCACCAACACCACCAUCAGACAUCAGUAAACUCACAGAAGCCAACUACCCACCCCCAACUCCUUUUGCAGGUAAUCAGGAAAAAUCUGGAUAUCAAAGAUCCAAUUCAGGUGCAAACCACAGAAAGAAAAAAGAUUCACAAGGGACUUCAGGAAACUCUUGUGAGCAGACAUCUCACAAAGCAAAGACCAGCAGAAGCUUUAGUCCUCCUGCUGCAAGAGACAAACCUGGAGCGGAGCUCCCUGUGAACAGGAUAAUUGAUGUGGAUGGAGUCAAACUGGAAGACACUGGCAAACGCUCCUGUGACGAUUCUGAAGGGAACCUCAGCUUUGAAGGUUACAUCUCUGAACUGAGAUCUUGCCAAGGGAGGAUGAGGACUGGAGUUUAUAGGACCUCAGACCUUCCCUCUCUGAUUACUGUCAAGAGUGAAAAGAAUAAGGGCACUGAGAAUCAGUAUAAAGCUACUUUUGUUUAA